GCUUACAUUGUCUUGAUCGACGAGACGCUUUGCACUAAAAAAGCACAACAAAAUCGUCUGCAGGCUAAGUGCAAAGGCGUUGUUUUCUGCAUAAUCGGAAUGUCUUGCUGAACAACAUUCACACAAUGUUUAAGGCACUUUAUGACUACAAUUCGAGUAAUUCAAAAUAUCUGAGCUUUAAGGCAGGUGAUCAAUUUACGAUUCUCAAUUCAAAUCAUGUGGAUUGGUUUCUUGCACAGAACGGAUUUGGAGAGGUUGGUUACAUUCCCAGAAACUACAUUACACACGAAGAUGUUGCAUUUUCUGAAGUCUUAGAAUCCAUUGAUAGAGCAAUACAGGCUAUUCACUACCAGACAAGUGCAGACAAGUGUACAAAUACGCCACAACUCCGACAGAACCUCCAAAAGUUAACUCAGCAUAGACAAGUUGUAGUAGAGGAAUACAACCAGAGAUCAACAUCAGCAAUUCAGAUAACACAGAACUCCAGGCAGAAGAACAGUGAGACGCCUGCAGGCACAAGUCAAGUGCCUAGCCAGAACAAGUCAAGUCGAACAUCAUCUCAAAAGAGCUUCCAGUCCAAUGGCGAUAGAUCAGACCCUUCCUCUCCCACUUCAAGUACAGACAAAAGAUCUUCAGUACGAAGGAAGGCGCCCUCUCCACCACACCUCUCUGUCACUGGAAUCACACCUACAGGGGCCCAGCCAGGGGAAAUCUCAACUACAGGGGCUCAGCUAGGGGAAAUUACAACUACAGGAGCCCAUCUAGAGGAAAUCUCAACUACAGGAGCCCAGCCAGGUGAAAUUACAAAUACAGGAGCCCAACCAGGAGAAAGCACAACAUCUGAUGUCAGUUCUUAUAUUCCUGAAGGGUCACAAGAGGGAACCCUGAGCUCGGGGUCAGUUGCAGAGCAGGGCACCAGUGAUAAUAUAGAUGGUGGUGAGGCAGGUGUGGCAUCGAUACAGGGCAGUCAGACCACUAGUAUAAGCUGUUUGACUGUGGACACUUCUCCCUCCUCACCAAGCAGACAUGUGCUUUCACCAGGCAAAAGUCAAAGAUCUUUCCCAAACAGUCCAAGUCGACAGUUUGAUUCCCCUUCUGUCAUCAAUGUGUCUAGUGUGCCAAUCCCUUCCCAUCUUGGGGCAGGGCUAGCAGAGGAGGUGAGGCGCCAUACAGGGCUCAGUUACGAUAAGUCAUGUCUGGCUGUGGAAGUGGUGCUAAGUCAUGUGGGCAGUAUGAUUCCUCAAGUGGCCUUACUCAUGGAAAAGGUCCUCUUCACUUUCACCGAGAACAGUGACAUGUCUGAUGAAGAGUCUGGUCAUGACUCCACCCGCCUCCAGCACCUGUUCACAGAGUUAGUGGCCUGUAAAGAUGACUCGCAGCAGAGGAGCUGGGCUCUACACAAGGAUCAACAGACCAUUCAGGGCUACCUGGAAGAACUUCUUUCUAUACUU
Messenger RNA from Mizuhopecten yessoensis (Yesso scallop), 1451 nucleotides. RefSeq names its product NCK-interacting protein with SH3 domain-like. The annotation marks the transcript as partial. The transcript is spliced from 5 exons. Gene Ontology annotation, molecular function: protein binding; Arp2/3 complex binding. Gene Ontology annotation, biological process: endocytosis. The record is from RefSeq and is a predicted model, not a curated record. Lineage: Eukaryota; Metazoa; Mollusca; Bivalvia; Pectinida; Pectinidae.